Molecule: messenger RNA, 5783 nt
Organism: Spea bombifrons (plains spadefoot toad)
Lineage: Eukaryota; Metazoa; Chordata; Amphibia; Anura; Pelobatidae
Gene: TOPAZ1
Product: testis and ovary specific TOPAZ 1
Exons: 20
Coding region: 1-5706 (1901 amino acids)
Biological process (GO): spermatid development; spermatocyte division
Source: RefSeq, a predicted model, not a curated record
AUGAUUCAGUUUCAAUCUAGACAGUUGGUGAAAGACCCUGCCGCGGCUGCUGGUGAAUCUGAUGUAGAUCAGGAGACUAGGACCAUCCACAGUGGCCUUAACGUUCAUGCAGAUGAGUGCCACGCCAGAGAAUCCAAAUGCUCGGCAGAGCUAAGUGUUAAGAAAGUGAAUGAGGAGAAUGGAAGUACGGGAAGACGAAAGAGGGGAAGAAAGCCAAAGGCUAAAUGUGGUUGUUGUGUUAAUAGGGACAUAUGCGAUGUCACAAAAGGUAGACAUGAGUGUCAAGUGGCGGCCAGCCCAGCAAAGCGCUCCAAAACAAGUGUCGUAAGGCAUCAAGUGCCGACCUCUUUCACAAACGAUCCAGAAAAGGGUAGCCAGCCCAAGAAAAGAGGACGAAAGCCAAAGGCUAGGCUAUGUGUUAAUUGUGGCAUGUGUGAGAAAUCGAAGUGUGUGUGUGUUGUGGGGGACAACCAGACAGAUUGCUCCAAAACUGACGUUGUAGGAAAGAAGAGGUUGGUGACUGAUGUGAGUGAUGCAGAAAAAAGUGGUGGUGGUUGUGGCAGCGGGCAAAAGCAGAUGAAGAAACGAGGGAGAAAACCAAAGGCUAAGCUGAUUGAUAAAUGUGAUGAGGUUUGUGGCAAUCUAGAGAGCAUGCAGGUGUUGGUAGCCCGUGAAGAACAUACCGCUAGGGGGAACGUUGGACGUGAUACCGAGCAGGUUCUUCCUCUAGGCUAUCCUGUAGACAGUGUGUCGUAUAGAGAGACGGAGACUUGUACUAGUGGUCCAUGGGAGGUGAUGCUUAGUAAUUGUGAUAAAGAAAGAGAGAAACCUGAGAUGAAGAAGAGAGACCAGAAAUCAGGGCUUGUGAAUAGAAAUGAAGUGGUUGAGUCUAAAGAUGCGCAUGUCAAAAGACAGAAAGUAGGUAGUUUGGAUCAUGUCCAGCUAAGCAAAGUCCGUACUGUUCAUGUCCGGGUGCGGCGCCUAGAAAUUGACAAUAUUCCAAAAAAGACAGGGAUCACCUCCGCACAUGUGGAACGUGAUGUCAUGACGCUACAAGAACCUAACUGUAGUGAUGGUGAAACAAAGACAGAAGAAAGGAAUGAUGCAGCAAACCUGAACUGCUCAAAAAUGGAGCUCAGAAGUUCUAGGAAGUUACAAGGCAAUAGUCCCGAUUCCGAUGUUGCUCAUGAGAAAAGCCAAGAUACCGCAUUAAGCAGCUCAGUGCAUUCUUUGAACCUGAUGUCGCUGCAUACUUGUUUUGCAAAGUGCAAGAAGAAAGAUAACCCACAGGCGGAGGGAUCCUUGUCUAGUGAAGCAACAAUUCGAAUCAGUAAAUGUUCGACUGCGGAUUAUUACUGUCGCUCUCCCAGCCUCAAAAAUCCAGUAGUCAAGUUAUAUAACUGCACCAAACUGCAGAAGUUAUUGCAGUCCUCGGAGCUCAGGGGGCCCUUCUUCAAAGUUGAUAUGUUUCCCGGAAUUAAAUCAGAUGUACAGCAUCAGGUCCAUCACAGUGACAUUGUAGAAUCCGAUAACAUCAUUCAUUCCCCUGCAGGAAAUGAAAACGAAAACACAAAAGAAUUGGUAUCUGUUGCAAAUGGAAAGGCUAGAAAAGGAAGUAAAAGAAUAAUGAAAGUGAACUGUGAUAUUGGCAAAAAAACAAACAAAAUAGCCAACUAUUCAGAGGAAGGAGAUCCAACCGACAUAAUGUCCUUUCAGUUUACUGCUGAGAAUCAAGACCAAGCAAGUCACGUUGAUUAUUCAACAGAGAACACAUCAGACGAUUUAAAUAAUAAAAAUGAAUCUGUGUUGGAUUUAUUCGAACUGUGUGAUAAAAGUCCUGUUAAAACAGAAACGUACGCUCCACAGGAUCAAUGUCGCGCACAAUCACCACAUCUGUUUGAUGCAGAGAUCAACAGUGACAACUCUCCAGAUAUGCCGUGUUCAAGCCAUGUUACAACGCAACGUGAUAAGCACCAAGAUGUGGAAAGUCUUGCCACGGAUGGGUGUUUAGUGGAUUUAGUAGAAGAGCGUGAAAACGUGUCUUGCCAGAGAGUCGUGCCAUUUACCGGUAAACAUAUUUGGAAAUGUUCUUGUGCCAGAACUAGCGUGUGGACGUUUCCAAAGAAAAGAACAUCUAGUGUUGAGGGUAGAGAUGAACCGGGCCUUGACAGAGAACACUCGCUGGAUGUUGGAGAGCAGGAGGUCAAAUCUAGAAAUUUAGAUGAGACUGAUGCUGAGAUUAGAUUUAAAAAGAUGAAAUUAAAUCCAAAAGCCAAAAAAAUGCCAUUUCUGAAGUCUCUCUUGAGAAGCUGUUUUAAACGGUCACCCAUUGACCAUGAAGCUAUAGGGAUAAAGAGUGAAGCACCUGAUGAUGCCAGCAUAACAUUCAGUGAUCAGAAACAGACCAUGAUCAUGUCAAAUGUAUCAAGUGACCAAUCACCUUCGGCUAAAAUCGAAAUGCAUGAGCUAAUUAGCAAAGUCAUAUCUCGCAGCAAAGAUCUUUCUUUCGUAUCCAGAAUGUCUGCCAUUAAAAGGAGUGAACUGAUGAAAAAAGUCAUAUCUCGCAUCGAAGAAACGGCUCUUAGGCAAAAAAUGAACAAACACUUUAACAACUUAACGUGUGAUGUUAAAUCCGAGGAACCUUUAGAAAACAACGCUGAGACGUUAGCGCUUCGCCCGCAGGAUACAACCAUUCAAAGCCCAAGGAAAAUAUUUAGCGACGAAGCUAAAAACAAACAUCUUAACAAACAAGUUGACGAGAGCAUUGCUGUUCCUGAACUCUACCACAUCAUAAAACCAAAGACGCUGCCAGAUUUCAAAAUCCCACUCCGGAAGCCUAAAACAGAACAGCCUCCAGAACAUCAGAAUUGGUGUGUGGGCGAGCCUGGGAAGAAUGUUCCGGUAUCGAUGAGUCGGCAAGGAGAUGCUCCUGAGGAAUCAUUUGUGGCUUCUGUCUUCGUGGUAGAAAACCCUGUCCCUGAUACAGCAGGUCAGCUACCUUCUUCAAGCGAUGAAAUUGUAGAUAACCAUGCCGAAGGCUUUGAUUGUUACCCAAGCAGCAGUGAUUGUUACCCAAGCAGCAGUUAUGCGCCUAAUGAUUCCGAAACUACAGAGUCAAAUGUGAGAACUUUUUUGUUGAUGAAUAAUGAAAAUUCAGAAACGGACAACUCUGACACUGAACUCUCCGAUGUAAACGGUAACUACCAAAGGCGCAGAGAUAAAAUGACUCCGGAUGUUUUAAAAGCGUAUGAAGAUGACGUUCUGGUUCUAGAUGUCAUCCAGGAUGACCCUGAUCUCUUUGGCGAUGGUAACAGAGAUGAACAAAGCUCGCCAGUAUGCUUUGGCACCAGGACUAAAAGUUUAUCUAACACCAAGAGAGAGGCAAUGGUGCUGCCAUGGAAUGUUCCGAGAAGAGAGAAAUCGCCCAAGAGCAAAUGCUUUACCAAACAUCUGAAGGAUCCAAUAGAAAGCUACACAGAUUUCAAAAAAGAAUUGCUUGCAGGCAAGAACAUAAAACAUGAUUCAGCGAGUAGGUGCAGCUCUAUAUCUGAAGGAGUUGAGGGUAAUUGUGAUUAUGAGCCACUUUUGGAAUUUGAAGAGAACCAGUACCCCCAAGAGCUUGAAGGAAAGUGCGAACUUCAGGAAAAAUAUAACCAAGAAGGUCCAGCUUACACGGGGAACAGGGUUGGAGAUUUGUGUGACCAGCCACAUCAGGAUGUGCCUCAAACGUUACCGUUUACCAUAACAUCAGACUCUCCAGUGAACCAUGAUUGUCAUCCUGGGAUAAAUGAUUUUAGACCCAGCGGGAAAAACAUACCUACUCCAGACAUGAUGCAUCCAGAUCACAUAGAGAAGUGGAAACUUGAUCACGCUCCUCCUCAUCCCAAAUCCAUAAAACAAUCUUGGCUGCCGCUCGGAUACUGCAAAUAUUUUUUUAAUACUUUGCGUGGCUGCGCAAAAAUGAAGUGUUUGUUCAACCAUGUACCCAAGCAAUCUGAUGAGAAGCUAUGCAUGGAGUUGUUGCACAAAUUUGUUGAUGAAAAUAACAUAUUUCUCCUAAGACGGGCUGUUUGGGUAUUUACUGGAUACUACAGAAUAUAUACAGUAGAUGUGCACUAUGAUCCGGAAUUACUGAAAAAUAUCCUCAACGCGCUAAUUAACUGGAGAUUAUGGCAGGAUGUUUUCUACCUACUGAACACGUGUGCCAUAGCAAAAAUAUUGCCUCCAGCUGAGAUGGUUGUUAGGUUGUUUGAACAGAUGGCAUCAGGAGGCUUAUCAGUGUCUGUGCCCGUUUUACGAGACACAUUCUGUAAGCUUGUAGAAGCUGGGAUCAUUUUUACUCCUGGGCAAAUCAAUCUUAUAAUAUCAGCAAUGAGUCAGCUUCAGGCAUCAAAAGGCGAUAUCAACAUUAUUUUAGCCACAAAAUCAAGAUUUGAGAUCCAGGCUCCCAAAGCCAACCACCUAAAUGACUUGGAUUUGGCAAUAGCUGAAGUUGAGCAAUGUAUAGCGAAAAGCGACUGGAUCAAACUGGGAACAUUAUGUCUUGAUGUCUGUAAAGGAUGCGAGAACCUUCCUGACCUUAAGAAGUUCUCAAAUUGUGUCGCUGAAGCUCUCAAGAAAGAAUUGAAGGAAGAUAGACAUGACAUUCCAUUCUGUGUCUUUGCAGAUACAGUGUACAAGGAGCCUCAGCUAAACGAGAUAAUAAAAAAUAUUCUCGGGAGAAUUGGAAUCUCAGUCGUUUAUCAUUAUCAUCGGAACGAGCUAUGGCAUAAGGGAAAACAGGUACUUCACAAACUUAGAGAAGGGCACAUUAACUUCACAGUACUUAAAGGUCUAUCAGGCCCUGAAAGUUCAGCAACGCGAUGUCAAGUGGUUAACACAGCUACAGAGAUCUUCUUGAAGUGUGGAAUCCUAAAGGAUGCUGUUUGGGUACUGAAAGAGUCUGAAUGGGUAAUACAAAACUCAGUUUGGCCCUGCGACAGGAUGGAUGUACUGACCCGCCAUAACCUUCUCUGCACAGUAGCUCAAGAGACAUUAGCUAAGAGCAUGUUUAGCGUGUGCUUUGAGGUCCUGCAGCAUCUUCCUGGAUUCCAUGACUCCCAGACGGAUGUAGAUGUAUCUCAGUACAGUAUACUGUUUAACAAGCUCCUGAGUUCAUGCGUUGAAAACAAGAGCCUCAGCAUGUCCUCUGCUGUGGCCGACUUCAUGGCAGCCAAGAAUAUACCAAUCGACUUCUUCUUUCUCAGAGAAUUAAUCACGGCUUUGGGACAAAGCUGUCUGUGGCUCAGAGCAAGGGAGCAUUACAAAUGUGCUUUAUCGUUGGGCUGCUACCCGCCUAUGGAAGGCAAUGUUUACCAUAAAGUGCUUCACAUCCCUGCUUAUCUUUCAGAGAUAGAGAUGCUCUUAGCUAUUGAAAUGUUUAUGGUAUCAAAUGCUAGUAUAAUUCAGUCGCCAGGAGGCAGCAACAAGAUUCUGCAGAUUCUCCUCAAAAGGAAUGAAGAUGAUAAAAUACAUCGAGCGGACAGUUAUCACGCAGCGGCAGACAGGCUGAGUAAGGCCACGAGACUGUCAAAUCCAAGACUUUUCAUACGGCACAUGACUGUCAAUAACUCCAAGGAGCAGGUGUAUAUCCUGGACCACACGUCUUCACUCAAAUGGCUAACUGAAAACUUGAAAUGGGCAGGAAAAGUUUGGCUCUUUCAGUAAGUCAUGGUUAUGUUUUUGGGGUUUUUUCUUUCAAAACUGUUAAUUACUCAAUGUUAAAAUAUUGUAAAGAGAAAAGU